Messenger RNA from Cavia porcellus (domestic guinea pig), 5146 nucleotides. RefSeq names its product protein phosphatase, Mg2+/Mn2+ dependent 1K (gene Ppm1k). Bases 284 to 1402 code for a protein of 372 amino acids. The record is from RefSeq and is a predicted model, not a curated record. Gene Ontology annotation, biological process: peptidyl-threonine dephosphorylation. The transcript is spliced from 7 exons. Gene Ontology annotation, molecular function: cation binding; protein serine/threonine phosphatase activity. Gene Ontology annotation, cellular component: nucleus; mitochondrion; cytosol. NCBI's taxonomy places the organism in Eukaryota, Metazoa, Chordata, Mammalia, Rodentia, Caviidae.
CGGGAACACAUCGCCCACUUCUUCGUCUAGCCGAGAGGUGGCCAAAAAUUUUCGAGAAUUUCCUGGAGAUGAAGUAGAGCCUCCUUUAACAGCUUAUUGUGGAGGUCCGAGUCAACGGGGAAGACAGUCUUAUUACCGACCAAGACAACGCCUCUCUGCCCUCCAAUAGCUAAUUUUAAACUCCUGGGACUACAAUCUCGGAGAGCUGUAUCGUUUCUUGUGAAGACACUUCAUUAUUGUUCAUUGCCCUUUCCCUCAUUCCUGAGGCCUUUGGAGUGGAGUUAUGUCAACUGCAGCCUUGAUUACUUUGGUUAGAAGCAGUGGGAACCAGGUGAGGAGGAGAGUGCUGCUAAGCUCUCGUUUGCUGCAGGACGACUGGCGGGUGACUCCCACGUGCCACAGCUCCACCUCAGAGUCCAGGUGUUCUCGGUUUGACCCUGAUGGUAGUGGGCGUCCAGCUACCUGGGACAGUUUUGGGAUUUGGGAUAACCGCAUUGAUGAGCCAAUUCUGCUGCCACCCAGCAUUAAGUAUGGGAAACCAAUUCCCAAAAUCAGCCUGGAAAACGUGGGCUGCGCCUCCCAUAUUGGCAAACGGAAAGAGAAUGAAGACCGAUUUGACUUUGCUCAGUUGACAGAGGAGGUCCUAUACUUUGCAGUGUACGAUGGACAUGGAGGACCUGCCGCUGCAGAUUUCUGUCACACUCAUAUGAAGAAAUGCAUUACGGAUUUGCUUCCUAAGGAGAAGAACUUGCAAACUGUGUUGACUUUGGCUUUUCUAGAAAUAGAUAAAGCCUUUGCGAAUCAUGCCCACCUAUCUGCUGAUGCAACUCUUCUAACAUCUGGGACUACUGCAACAGUAGCCCUGUUGCGAGAUGGCAUUGAACUGGUUGUAGCCAGUGUUGGGGACAGCCGAGCUCUUUUGUGUAGAAAAGGAAAACCCACGAAGCUGACCAUUGACCAUACUCCAGAAAGAAAAGAUGAAAAAGAAAGGAUCAAGAAAUGUGGUGGCUUUGUAGCGUGGAAUAGUUUGGGACAACCUCAUGUUAAUGGAAGGCUUGCAAUGACAAGGAGUAUUGGAGAUUUGGACCUGAAAACCAGCGGUGUGAUAGCAGAACCUGAAACAAAGAGGAUCAAGCUACAACAUGCUGAUGACAGCUUCCUCGUCCUCACCACAGAUGGAAUUAACUUCAUGGUGAACAGUCAAGAGAUCUGUGACUUUGUCAAUCAGUGCCAUGAUCCUACUGAAGCAGCCCAUGCAGUGACUGAACAGGCAAUACAGUAUGGCACUGAAGAUAACAGUACUGCGGUGGUAGUGCCUUUUGGUGCCUGGGGAAAGUACAAGAACUCCGAAAUCAAUUUCUCAUUCAGCAGAAGCUUUGCUUCCAGUGGCCGAUGGGCCUGAUUGCUGCUUUGGAGCCAGGGUUUCUGUGCAUCAGUGUUGAACUCGUCAAGAAACUGAUAGAGCAAAAGGUUCACCUGUGCCAGUGUGACUCUGUGACUGGCUAGUUUAGUACCCACAUCAGUGUCGAUAACCACUUAUUACAUAGUAGCUUUUAAUACAUACUGUACCCAUUCUAUUUAUUUUUGACUAUCCAUGCUUAGUAUAAAUAUACAUGCAGUGAAGCUAUAGCGAGUGUUGAAGUUGAAUGGGCAAAUGACAAUGAUUCUGUUACACUUAAUAAGUGUUAAAUUUUUUCUUUUACUUUGUUUUGUUGUCAUUGUUGCUGCUUUGUUACUGUGGUGCUAGAGAUUGAGUACAGAACUUUUUGCAUGAAUUUCUAAUUUUUAAGAGUCUAAGGCAAUUGUGGCUUCUUUUUGAUUAUUUCUGUUUUUAUUCGUUUAAACAAAUUGUUCAAAUUUUUCUGAUUUUGGACAGUUAUUCAGUAUGUUAUCUGUAAGGGUCUUUCUUCCUGCCUUCUUUCCUUCCUACCCCACCCCCUUUUCAUUCUUCUCCUUCCCUUCCUCCCUUUUGUGAGAGGGGAUCUCGUUGUAUUGCCCAGGCUGGCCCUGAAUCCCUUUGCUGAAGUAAUCCCCUGCCUCAUUCUCCCAGACAGCUGGGACUAGACAGGCACAUCACUAUGCCUUGCUUGCAAGAGUUUAUAGUUAAUACAUGUAGCAAGGAGUAAAUGUGAGAAUUGGGCUUUUUGUUACCGUAUUUUGUGUUCUGGACCACUUCCUGGUAAUUGUAACCAUACAAAAGAAAUUCGUUCAGAUAAUAGGCCACUGCUAAAUCAUGUAUUUAUUUAUAGACAGCACACUUGUGUAUCUCAACUAUUAGCACUCUUUCUCUUUGUUUUUAUUUUCUUUAGUUAAGUAUGCUCUACAGAUGUGACUGUUCCUUAAUGUCAAAAAAGAAUGUGCUUGCUAAAGGUCUUUUGGUCAAAACGGUACAAAGUUAUGUAUUUUGUAUAAAGUUUCCAUUUGUUGCCUCUAACUCUUGUUUGUACAGAAUUAUGUUCAUAUCACUUUUUGUAUAGAGUAAGCAAGUUGGAUAAUUUGUUAGUAACAAUAUGUCAUGGAGUGAUGCUGAUAUAAACAGUUUGAGGUUUAUAUCUGUUUUGCUCAUUUCUAGGACUGAUGAAAAAAUAAUAAGUUUAAAACAAAUGCUAAAACAUUCUGUGUCUCGCCUGGCUAUGUAAUUUAGGAAUGUAAGACCAUAUAUAUAUAUUUUUUACCUGAAUGUAAGUUUGCUUUUCAACUGUGAAUCUCUAAAUGUGCACUUGGAAUUAUAUCAGUUAAUUUUUGGACUAUGUAAAUUUGUCAUGUGGGAUGUGUAUAUAUGUAUAUUUUAGAGUAAUAUAAAAUUAAAAUGAACAAUCUUGUAUAGGUAAUUCAUUAGGUAACUGUAAAUUAUUGAUAUACUUAUCCCUAAAGAUGCUUGACACACUGCGGGCAGUUUUCCUAUAAUGGAGAAUCUAGUUAUUGGCAGGUAAGGAGAUAGAUUAAGGAUGGGUAUAGGAAAUACUUUAUGUUGGGUAAUUUAUCUGGAUAACUCAGGAACUGAACCAGUAUGUCAAUUUACAUUGUUAUGUGGUACUUUGAACACAAAAUGGUAUUUGAGAGGAAUACUGAAUGUUGAGUAUGACAUGGAAUUUUGUGGUAUAAACAAAAGAAGAGUAAGCAAAAAAGUAAUAGGCCCAUGUACAUAACUUCAGCUGUCAGUUUUCAGGAUUGAUUCUUCUCUUUCUUUAAGCUUUAUUUAAAGGUUUUUAGAAGAAAGAGGGCCAAGUAUAAAUAUUCCAUCUCACAUUUGAGGGAACAGAAGAAAAUAAAUCAUGAAUUUUCAUACCUGUAUUAAUCAGGAAUUGUCCUUUGAAAAAGUGCUAGCUAAAUAUUUCCAUUUUUUUCAAAGAAAUAAUAAAGAGGACAGAAUUACAGAAAGGAAUAUAGUUUGCUGUUCUGUGAGCAAUGAGGAACCAACAGUAGAUUAGCAGGCUUGGGAUAUUUUCUUGAUUUUCUGAAUCAGGACUUGGAACAGAAAGACAGGUUUUUACAUUUAGAAACAAGUGGGAUUUCCAAAAUAACAUGUAAGACAAAGCCGUAUAGCAUCAAAAUGGCAUUCUAAAUGUUCAGAUUCAUUUUGUUUUGAAUUCUUCACAUUACUAUUCCUCUCUUUUAAUUUAAAAACUAAAAGAGAGCAAUGCUUUCAAGCUCGAAGUCCUGCAGAUCAUUGCUGUAGUAGGUAAGUUGCCAGGUUUGAUAAAGAGGGAUUUGUGAGAUUAUGCCCUUGGGUGCACUUGGCUGUUUUACCUGGAAAGUUUUAAAAUCCAGAGCUAAUUAUCCAUAAAAUAUAUUGAUGUUUAUAUUUUUGAGCCACAAUAUUAAAAUACAUUUUUAAAAUGUAGAGUAUAAUCCCUAGAUGAAAAACAUGUAUUAGACCUCAGAGCUUGUUACUAGAAAUUAUGCAAAUAGUAGUAAAAAGUUGUAAGUGCAGGUUUUUAGUUAUAACUGUGAAUUUGUCAUAUGGGUACAGAUAUGGUGUAAAUUAAAUAAUAUAAAAAAUCAAUUAUCUUUGUCUUUUAUCUACAUGUAGUACAAUUAUAUUACAUAUUUAUAGUACACAUAUAAAAUUUUUAUGUUUUUCCAAACUAUUUGCCAAAAUUUAUUUGGUGAAAUAUUUUUAAACCAUUCUGAUAUUUUAUAAGAAUAAGCUCUUAAAUACCCCAAAUAUUAAAAAACAAAUGCAGUCCUGCUCUCCAAACUAUUCAAAGAUCUUAAGUGUUUCUUAAGCGCUUUAGUUUGGUUUUGCAUUUUUUCUGAGGGAAAAAAUCCACUUAGAGAUAGUUUUGAUAUUUUUUCGUACUCCGUGAUAGCAACUUUCCCUAAAUUCAACGUUCAAAAAAUUAGUUUGAAGAGUUAGUAGCAUAUAAAGUAUAGAAAUAAUUUUUCAAAAUAAGAUCCUUUUUAAAAAAAGGAUUUUAGCAGACAAUAGACCUAUGCCAACUCUUCAAUAUCAAAACAUUGAGUUUCCUUGCUAAUCAUGGACAGGGAAUUAACUUCAUGGUAACAUGACAGUAAGAAAGUGCUUCAAGGUGAGGCCUGCAGGAGUCAAAGUUAAGCAUUAAACAGUUAAACGUAAGUAUGUAUUUGUAUCUUUCUUUAGUUAUUAGUUCCUAUGAAUCUGUUUCUGUAAAGAGUGAUGUGAGAUUUGGGUUGGGUUAUGGUUUAUUUCCUAAACUCCCUUGAACAGACAACUUAAAACAGAAAUAUGACAUGGCUUUACAAGGUGACUAAACUAAAUUGUGAUGGCUUCGUGUUGUUUUUGGUAUCUUGUGAUGGGACCAGUGAUCAUCUGGCAGCUGCUAUUGGUUGUUAGAUGGUUGAAAUGAUCCAUUGAUGGUCAUUGGUUCUAGUUGUGAGCUGAUGAUGGUAUUCCACCUCUAAAAAUAAUGUGUCCGCUAUUGCAUUCUAGUACAGAAUUUAGCAGCCUGUUAUGUCCCAAAUUAAUUUCUACUGAAGGGCUCUGUUGUAUUUAACACAUUUAUUUUACAAUUUACCAAAAUAUUGUUUGGUAUAUAGCGCCUCCUACAGUGAGUUGAUGUAAGUGCUGAUUUUACUGUUAAGAGUGACUGAGUAGACUAUCAUCACAUAUCUUGGUGUUGAAAAUGUCAUUCUAAUAAAAUGCAUGCAUUAAAUACUUUCUAAA